CUGCAGGACAAUGUGAGAGUGCAUCCACUUAUAGCAAAAGCAGCCAGGAUGGAACCACUGGGGAUCAUUUAACACCCUUUUUGUGUAGAUAAAAAUCACAAUAUAGUUGCAAAAACCCCUUGGAUUGAGUGACCCAGAGGAACCGGCUGCAGCAGCGAUGGGAGCUCUGCGCUGAGGCCGAGAAUAGAGCGCCUUGCUGGGCCACGACUAGGGAGAAAGAUGGGUGUCGUGCUGCGGAGCCUGUUGUUGUGUAGUUUCUGUUUUCUCAUACGAGGUGUACCGCUGCUGCUGUAUGCGAACCGGCGGGACCUCCGGCUGGUGGACGGCGCCCACGAGAAGGCCAACUCCACGGUGGUGGUGGGGGGGCUGGAGGACGCCGCCGCGGUGGACUACGUCUACGAUCAGGGCCUCAUCUACUGGAGCGACGUGAGCGAGGAGGCCAUCAAGCGCACCGUGUUCAACCAGUCGGGGGGCAGCGCCGUGCAGACGGUGGUGCCGGGCCUCGCCUCGCCCGACGGCAUCGCCUGUGACUGGCGGGGCCGGAAGCUGUACUGGACAGACUCAGAGACCAACCGCAUCGAGGUGUCGCAGCUGGACGGGACGCUGAGGAAGGUUCUGUUCUGGCAGGAGCUGGACCAGCCGCGCGCCAUCGCUCUGGACCCGGAACGAGGGUACAUGUACUGGACGGACUGGGGUGAGAUCCCGAAGAUCGAGCGGGCAGGGAUGGACGGUACGAACCGCUCGAUGAUCAUCGACAAAGAGAUCUAUUGGCCCAACGGCCUGACGCUGGAUUACGCUCAGCAGAAACUGUACUGGGCCGACGCCAAGCACAACUUUAUCCACCGAGCCAACAUGGACGGCUCCUCCAGGGAGGUGGUGGUGAAAGGGGAGCUCCCUCACCCGUUCGCCCUCACCCUCUACGAGGAGACGCUGUUCUGGACGGACUGGAACACGCACUCCAUACACUCCUGCAGGAAACAGACGGGGGAGGACCAGAGGGUCGUGCACUCAGACAUCUUCUCCCCCAUGGACAUCCACGUGUUCAGCGCCCACAGACAGAGCAUACUGGUCAGCAGCCCAUGCUCCGUGCAGAAUGGAGGCUGUUCCCACCUCUGCCUGCUCUCCCCUCUGAAGCCGUUCUAUCAGUGCGCCUGUCCCACCGGAGUCCAGCUUCUGCCCGACGACAAGACCUGCAGGGACGGAGCGACCCAGAUGCUGCUGCUGGCCCGGCGCACCGACCUGCGGCGGAUCUCCCUCGACAUGCCGGAUUUCACGGACAUCAUCCUGCAGGUGGAGGACAUCCGGCACGCCAUCGCCAUCGACUACGACCCGGUGGAGGGCUACGUGUACUGGACGGACGACGACGUGAAAGCGCUGCGCCGCUCGCUGCUGGACGGGUCGGACGCGCAGUUCGUGGUCACGUCGCAGGUCAACCACCCCGAUGGCAUCGCAGUGGACUGGGUGGCCCGGAACCUGUACUGGACCGACACCGGCACCGACCGCAUCGAAGUGACCCGGCUCAACGGCACCAUGCGCAAGAUCCUCAUCUCCGAGGACCUGGACGAGCCCCGGGCCAUUGUGCUGGACCCCGUCGCCGGCUACAUGUACUGGACCGACUGGGGCGAGGUGCCGAAGAUCGAGCGGGCGGACCUGGACGGGUUGGAGCGUCUGGUUCUGGUCAACACGUCGCUGGGCUGGCCCAACGGACUCGCGCUCGACUACGAGGAGCGCAAACUGUACUGGGGGGACGCCAAGACCGACAAGAUCGAGGUGAUGAACAUGGACGGCUCGGGGCGGCAGGUUCUGGUGGAGGAUAAGCUCCCCCACAUUUUCGGCUUCACGCUGCUGGGAGACUUCAUCUACUGGACGGACUGGCAGCGGCGCAGCAUCGAGCGCGUCCACAAGCGCACAGCGGAGCGAGAGGUCAUCAUCGACCAGCUGCCCGACCUCAUGGGGCUGAAGGCCGCCAGCGUGCACCAGGUCUCAGGAACGAACGCGUGUGCGGAGGGUAACGGCGGCUGCAGUCACCUCUGCCUCUUCACGCCCCGGGGCGUUCAGUGCGGCUGCCCCAUCGGCCUGGAGCUCGUCUCCGACAUGCGGACCUGCAUCGUCCCCGAAGCCUUCCUGCUCUUCUCCCGGCACACCGACAUCCGCCGCAUCUCCCUGGAGACCAACAACAACAACGUGGCCAUCCCGCUCACCGGCGUCAAGGAGGCGUCCGCGCUCGACUUUGACGUUACCGACAACCGCAUCUACUGGACCGACAUCACGCUCAAGACGAUCAGCCGGGCCUUCAUGAACGGCUCGGCUCUGGAGCACGUGGUGGAGUUCGGGCUGGACUACCCCGAGGGGAUGGCGGUGGACUGGCUGGGGAAGAACCUGUACUGGGCCGACACCGGAACCAACCGCAUCGAGGUGGCCAAGCUGGACGGGCAGCACCGGCAGGUCCUGGUGUGGAAAGACCUGGACAGCCCCAGGGCCCUGGCUCUGGACCCGGCUGAAGGGUACAUGUACUGGACGGAGUGGCGGGGGAAGCCUAAGAUCGACCGGGCCGCGAUGGACGGGACGGGCCGCCUCACGCUGGUGGCCGAUGUCGGCCGAGCCAACGGACUCACCAUCGACUACGCCGAGCGGCGGCUCUACUGGACCGACCUCGACACGGCGCUCAUCGAGUCCUCCAACAUGCUGGGUGAGGACCGGGAGGUGAUCGCUGACGACCUGCCUCACCCGUUCGGACUCACCCAGUACCAGGACUACAUCUACUGGACGGACUGGAGCCAGCGCAGCAUCGAGCGCGCCAACAAGACCAGCGGCCAGAACCGCACCGUCAUCCAGGGCCACCUGGACUACGUCAUGGACAUCCUGGUCUUCCACUCGUCCCGGCAGGGAGGCUGGAACGCCUGCGCCUCCACCAACGGGCACUGCUCUCACCUGUGCCUCGCCGUGCCAAUCAGCGGCUUCGUCUGCGGAUGCCCCGCCCACUUCCUGCUCAACGGAGACAACAAGACCUGCAGUGCCCCCACCUCCUUCCUGCUGUUCAGCCAGAAGACAGCCAUUAACCGGAUGGUGAUGGACGAGCAGCAGAGCCCCGACAUCAUCCUGCCCAUCCACAGCCUGAGGAACGUCCGGGCCAUUGACUACGACCCGCUGGACAAGCAGCUGUACUGGAUCGACUCCAAGCAGAGCGUGAUCCGCCGGGCCACGGAGGAUGGGAACCAGAGCAUGACGGUGGUGUCCAGCCCGCUGCACGGUCCUGGUCCUGGUUCGGGUCUGCAGCUGUACGACCUAAGCAUCGACGUGUUCAGCCGCUUCAUCUACUGGACCAGCGAAGUCACCAACGUCAUCAACGUCACCCGGACAGACGGCAGCCGGGUCGGGGUGGUUCUGAGGGGGGAGAGCGACAAACCCAGAGCCAUCGUCGUCAACCCAGAGAGAGGGUACAUGUACUUCACCAACCUGCAGGACCGCUCCCCUAAGAUCGAGCGGGCGGCUCUGGACGGGACGGAGAGGGAGGUUCUGUUCUUCAGCGGUCUGGGGAAGCCCGUGGCUCUGGCCGUGGAUAACGAGCUGGGGAAACUGUUCUGGGUAGACUCGGACCUGAGGAGGAUCGAGAGCAGCGACCUCUCCGGAGCGAACCGCAUCGUGAUGGCCGACUCCAACAUCCUGCAGCCGGUCGGCCUGACCGUGUUUGGAGGACACCUGUACUGGAUCGACAAGCAGCAGCAGAUGAUCGAGAGGAUCGACAAGACCACUAGGGAGGGCCGGACCAAGAUCCAGGCCCGCAUCGCCUACCUGAGCGACAUCCACGCCGUGCACGAGCUCGACAUGAGGGAGUACAGUAAACACCCGUGCACCUGGGAAAACGGUGGCUGCUCCCACAUCUGCAUCGUGAAGGGAGACGGGACGACCAGGUGCUCCUGUCCGGUUCACCUGGUGCUGCUGCAGGAUGAGCUCUCCUGUGGAGAGCCUCCCACCUGCUCCCCAGAACAGUUCUCCUGCACCUCGGGGGAGGUGGACUGCAUCCCCCAAACGUGGCGCUGCGACGGUUUCCCCGAGUGUGACGACAGCAGCGACGAGCAGAACUGCCCCGUCUGCUCCGAGGACGAGUUCCAGUGCGACAGCAGGCAGUGCGUCGGCCUCAGCCUCAGGUGCAACGGAGAGAAGGACUGCCAGGACGGCUCCGACGAGAGGGACUGUGAAGUGCGCUGCCCCCCCGACCAGUUCUCCUGCUCUAACGGUCAGUGCAUCGGGAAACACAAGAAGUGCGAUCACAACACGGACUGCUCCGACAACUCGGACGAGAUCGGCUGCUACCCCACGGAAGAGCCCCCCCCUCCCUCCAACAACACCAUCGUGUCGAUCGUGGGCGUAGUGAUGUCACUGUUCGUGGUCGGAGCCGUGUACUUCGUCUGUCAGCGAGUCCUCUGUCCUCAGCUGAAGGACGACGGAGAGACGGUCACCAACGACUUCGUGGUGACAGGACCCUCGUCUGUCCCGCUGGGAUACGUCCCGCACCCGGGGUCCUUGACCAGCUCCUUGCCAGGUAUGUCCAGAGGGAAAUCAGUGAUUGGCUCUCUGAGUAUUAUGGGAGGCAGCAGUGGGCCUCCGUACGACCGAGCUCACGUCACCGGAGCAUCGUCCAGCAGCUCGUCCAGCACCAAAGGGACAUACUUUCCCCCGAUCCUGAACCCUCCUCCGUCUCCGGCUACAGUCCGCUCUCAGUACACCAUGGAGUUUGGGUAUUCCUCCAACAGCCCCUCCACCCACCGGUCCUACAGCUACAGGCCUUACACCUACCGUCACUUCGCCCCCCCCACCACCCCCUGCAGCACGGACGUCUGCGACAGCGACUACACCCCGGCCCGCCGCGCCCCGCUGAAGUGUGCUAACGGAGGAGCUCACGUGGCUAACGGAGGAGCUAAAGGCUACAACAGCGACCUGAACUACGACUCGGAGCCCCUUCCCCCUCCGCCCACCCCCCGCAGCCAGUACCUGUCGGCGGAGGAAAACUGCGAGAGCUGCCCCCCCUCCCCCUUCACCGAGCGCAGCUACUCCCAUCACCUGUACCCGCCCCCACCCUCGCCCUGCACCGACUCCUCCUGAAACCCCCUUACAAUGCCCCCCCCCACUGUAAAUAGCAAUUGUGCAUAAUAUGAGGCUGAGACGGAGGAGCAUUUGUACAUUGAAGAGAAAAAUGAUAUUUAUAUAUUUUCUAUACGGUUACUGACGAACACAGAUUUGUAUUCUGACAUUUGUACAUUUUUUAAAAAGAAAAAGGUUUUAUUAUUCAAAUCGUCUCAAAUACGCUAUGCCUUAAAGCGGGAGGACGACAGGCAGAAGGACAGACAGGUUACAGACACACAGACAGGUUACAGACACACAGACAGGUUACUGACACACAGACAGGUUACAGACACAGGUUACAGACACACAGACAGGUUACAGACACAGACUGGUUACAGACACAGACUGGUUAUAGACACACAGGUCACAGACAGGUUACAGACACACAGACAGGUUACUGACACACAGACAGGUUACAGACACAGGUUACAGACACACAGACAGGUUACUGACACACAGACAGGUUACAGACACACAGACAGGUUACAGACACACAGACAGGUUACAGACACACAGACAGGUUACAGACACACAGACAGCUUACAGAAACACAGACAGGUUACAGACACAGGUUACAGACACACAGACAGGUUACAGACACACAGACAGGUUACUGACACACACACAGGUUACAGACACAGGUUACAGACACAGGUACAGACAGGUUACAGACACACAGACAGGUUACAGACACAGACUGGUUAUAGACACACAGGUCACAGACAGGUUACAGACACACAGACAGGUUACAGACACAGACAGGUCACAGACAGGUUACAGACACACAGACAGGUUACAGACACACAGACAGGUUACAGACACACAGACAAGUUACAGACACACAGAGAGGUUACAGACACACAGACAGGUUACAGACACACAGACAAGUUACAGACACACAGACAGCUUACAGAAACACAGACAGGUUACAGACAGACGGUUUAUCUGAUGCCAAAAAUCACAACCAACAUAACAAGAAUCAGUCGUGUGAUCAAUCAGGCAGCAAUAACACUAACGAGGCUCAUAUUCACUAACGAGAUGUAGACCCUACGGAGGCCCUGAGGGGACAAAACUCAAAGAGGACAAUCGACUUCUGUUUUUGUGGAGCCUUUUUCUGUUGCUCUUGUUCCCUGCGGGCUGUUAAAUAAACUACAGAGCCGGGCAAGAGGGUUCAAAUCAGAUGACAGUUCUUAUUGAUUUCCAAAUUUUAUCCAAGAAUCGAUUUUUUUGUUGCAAAAUUGAAAGAAUAUCAAUUCUCAUUAAUUUACCACUUUGUCAUCAUGACGCAAAUCUCAAAUAAUUUAUUUAAAAAUUGUUCAAAUUUAUAAUUUCAAUUGAAAUUCUUUCAAUCUAUUAUUUAUUUUUUUGAGAAUAUGAACACAAUUCCAAUUAAUUCAUCAUCAAUUUUAGUCAGAGAUGUAUGUUUUAAUGUAACCCUCAUUUCCUGGCGCUGUAAUUUAACUCUUAUAUAUGUUUCGUCACUAAUCAGGCGCUUUAGGGCCUCCGUACGACGACUCAAACACAACGCUAAAUGUUAAAAAUCAGGCAUCACAUGAUCUCUCCAAUCAUUCUGAGGACGGGAUUGAAUACCAAACCGUAUGCGUGCUCUUUCACGUGUUCGUGCGUGUCCCACCCUUUUCUGUUUCCCCCGUGAACACGACCUUGUGCCUGACAGUUCCACAUCUUUCUUUUUUUGUGACGUUGUUGUUACUUUGAGGAUCACACACACACACACACACACACACACACACACACACACACCGGAAUCCAGUGCCCACUAAAUGCUAUAUAGUAUUUUUGUACCACAUAUUGUGUAGAUAUCGUAUUUAUAAGCUAUAUAGAGAAAUCAUUGUAAAUCUAUCCAUCGCAGUACUUUCCAUUCCGUCUUUUUUAUAUUGCCUCAUUAUAUUUUUCUACAGAGUCUCACUCCAAACGUACGGCGACAAUCUCAGACCCGAACAUAUCCAGGUUUCUGUGCCAAAAUAAAACCUGUAUUUUUCUUUAACGAAGGCAGACGUUGGGACCACAAGAAGAUCAUUCAUUAACAAUCAUACGUUUUAUUUCAUGAAUCUGUUUCAUGUGUUUGUGCUUCUCGUGACGACCAGAAAUAUAUUUUUGGAGAGUUUACUCGUCCAAAUGUUUGUAGAUUGUUUAAAAAAAACACACACACCAGCAUGAAUCUGACAAUCUUAGUGUUUUACAUCAUCAUCAUCAUCAUCAUCAUCAUCAUCAUCAUCUGUCUUAAUGAGACACUUUCCUGUAUCUCUUCACUGAAUAUUCUGCAAAGUUUAGUGCAUUUCUAAAGAUAUUUGUAAAAAGACAAAAUCUUAAAAGAUCACAUUUUGAUCUUUUAUAUAAAACGAAGUCUUUGAAAAGAGUAGUGGUGUUCAGAGCUCGGUGUCUCAAAGGAAAAACGAACUGAAUUUAGUUUUGAUACCAUGGACUCCUUUUGGUAAUUUACAUGAAGAAAAAAAACUAAAUACAUUUAUAAUUAUUUCUAUAUAUUCCCUUUUGAUACCCAGCUCUAAUGUCCACUCUUUUGAAAAGCUGAAUUGUUGAAGAUAAUUUGGUGCAAAAGUUUUUGUUUUUUUCCAGAUUUAUUAACUUUUUUUGGUGGAUUUAUUUUUUAUUUGGCUAGAAAAUGUUGUCUUGGGAUAAAAAAAUCCCUAAUUACGCAGAUACUAAGGUUUGCUUUAUAGCUGGAUAAAUGGAAUAAUUCCCCCAGAUUUUUACUUUACUGAAUUCUUGGCAUCCCGCUGCCUCCGUAUAUCUGUGGUACCUUUUUUACAUACUGAAAAAUAUUUAGUUUUGGAGACGUUCUCAUUCUCUGACUGCACUUUACAGGAUGUUUCUUCGUUUAUCUGGUUUCUGGUACAAACUUCAGUCAAAGUUGAUAAAGGACGUUUUUGGUUGGUUUAGAGGAGUCCAAACAAAGACGGCUGACGGGGGAAAAGGAGAGUUUUAGGGAAGAAGCAAAGCUUUCUAAAUUAAAGGCGUGAAAUAAGAACGUUUGUAACAUUCAGUAAUGACUUUUAAAGGGUUGGGUAUCACUUUAUAUUUUCAGUUACUAACUAAAUCUUAAUUUUCCUUAAUGAAAUUUAAACACUUAUUUCUACAAAACAAACGAACUCAAGAAAAACUGAAACAGGAAUAUAUUAUAAUUCUUUCCUCGUUUUUUGUUUGUUUUUUCAGGAAAUGUACCACUGUCAUUAAGAUACAUUUCACUCCCUUCACACAACGUCUCUUGUUAUGAUACCCAGUCUUUUAACAGGAUUUACAAUAAAACGCUAAACUUCAGAUUAAUAAUGUCAACACUAAACUGUUUUUUCCUUCUCCAAGUUCUGGCUGACUUUGUACAGGUCGUGACAAACGUGGUGAUGAAAGGUCAAAGAAAGUGGAAAUGUAAAAAGUUCGAUCGUCUUUUUGUCUAAGCACUUUUGUCUCCAGGUUUUAACGGAGGUCGGACACGAAAACAGAAGUUGUUUAUUUUUGUCUGUUUUCCUUUGUUCUCAUGGUGCUCUGUACGUUUAAUUUCCACUAACUGUACGUUUUUAUACGGCGACGCUUCUGGCCCGCCGCAGAAUCUGUAUCCAUUGUUGAGUCUUUUUCUUUUGUUAAAUAUAAAUUGAGUGAACUUUUAAAAA
Molecule: messenger RNA, 8768 nt
Organism: Eleginops maclovinus (Patagonian blennie)
Lineage: Eukaryota; Metazoa; Chordata; Actinopteri; Perciformes; Eleginopidae
Gene: lrp6
Product: low density lipoprotein receptor-related protein 6
Exons: 23
Coding region: 220-5103 (1627 amino acids)
Biological process (GO): Wnt signaling pathway involved in somitogenesis; canonical Wnt signaling pathway; chemical synaptic transmission
Molecular function (GO): Wnt receptor activity; Wnt-protein binding
Source: RefSeq, a predicted model, not a curated record